UGUAAAUAGCUCCGCAUAAGCUAUUGCGUAAGGGUCUCGCCUUCAACGGCGGCUGGUAUUUAUAUCUGACCCGGAUCCUGGGAGACUACACCGAGAGAAUGGAUCGACGCCUCACGUAAAGGAUUUUUACCAUUAUUCACAUCAACAUUCAAAAUGAAGGGAUCGAGUAUCUUGUCUGCUUUGGCUUUCGCCGGCAUUUCGGCCGCUCAGACACCAGAGGGUUUUACCCCGGCUGUCACGCAGAAGCUCGAAGUCACCUUCGGCACCAAGUCCGUUACUCCUGGUCUGGCACUCUCGAAGUCCGACACCUCGAGACAGCCAACCAUCGGAUUGAGCAUCCCCGCUAAUGGCACCUACAUUUGGAUGUUGAUCGAUCUUGACGCGUCCACCAACUUCGCGAACCCCAAGCAAGGUCAGCCCGCCACGUACCUGCACACCGUGAUCCGAGACUUCAAGUCAAGCGGCUCGGCAUCCGCCGAUGGUGUCAGCACCCUGAAGUCCACGGCCAAUGGCCCCGUAGCUUGGUUCGCUCCGGCGCCCCCAGCCGAGAACCCCCCUCACCCACACCGAUACACCAACCUCCUCUGGGAGCAGCCUGAGAACUGGCAGAUCCCCGCUUCCGCGAGCCAGAUGUUGCAGAGUCAAAAGUCUGGUUUCAAUGUUCCUAACUUUAUCACCGCGGCUGGUCUUAAGGACCCUAUUGCUGCUAACUACUUUAACGUUACUGGUUAAGCGCUAGUGGGGAUUGAGAAAAGGGGGAUGGGUGAAGUUUAAUGCUGGAAAUAUAUAUAUGAAGAUGAAUCGACUUGAAUUCUUGAAGGAAACUUUGCGUUCGCUCGAUAUCUAACAGAGACACAAUCAAUAUUCCCUUUGUCAG
Molecule: messenger RNA, 877 nt
Organism: Hypoxylon trugodes
Lineage: Eukaryota; Fungi; Ascomycota; Sordariomycetes; Xylariales; Hypoxylaceae
Product: PEBP-like protein
Exons: 3
Coding region: 154-732 (192 amino acids)
Biological process (GO): regulation of Ras protein signal transduction; regulation of proteolysis
Molecular function (GO): phospholipid binding; peptidase inhibitor activity
Source: RefSeq, a predicted model, not a curated record